Messenger RNA from Linum trigynum, 6171 nucleotides. The record is from the annotation of a GenBank genome assembly. NCBI's taxonomy places the organism in Eukaryota, Viridiplantae, Streptophyta, Magnoliopsida, Malpighiales, Linaceae.
AGACAUUCACGUGUGUAGUAUGAGAACGAGAUGAUCAAGUUUACCUUGUAUAUGUUACUCAUCCUACAACCAGUUAUUCACGUGGUCCUAGUCUCUCCGGAACUCUCUAUUCAUUCCAUAUCAAACGGUACAUCAUCAUAUCAUUGAUGAACAUGUCAAUGAACAUGUGUGGGCAUCACUGUGGUGUUUGCUUCGUGUUACUUUCCUUGAUCUUACAAAAUAUCGUAAAUACCAUUAUCGGAAGUCAAUGUCUAUAUGACUGCCCAAGCGACUACUAAUUUCUCGGAUCUCAUACCUUAAUACAGUGACCAGAUGUCCCAAAUCUCGCGAAUUCUUGUGUCAAACUCAACCUGAAGACAUAACUUUCUCUGAUAAUCCAUCAAGAAAACACACAUUAACAUCUUGGACCAUUAUUAUUCUCGUAAUUUAAAUAUUAAGAAAGGAAAAGGAAAAUCAAAGAAGUGUGUGAUUUUGUGGUGUCAAUUAACUUCUAUGACCAUUCCAUUGGAUAGUAUAAGAAGAAAAUGGAGAGUGCAAGUCACAAAGAAAGAGACUCAAAUUGACACAUAGAAACCUAAUACAUAUUCUUUAUCUUAAAUUAUAAAAUUUUUAUGAGAGGAUGGAUGUGUUUAUAAUUUUUUAUAUGCAUAUAUAGAUAUCCUCAAGAAACAGGCCAAAAGUAUGUUGAAAUGGUUGGACCAAUAUAUAUUGAGUUUGAUGAGGUGUUGUUUUAAGCACUUAACUAAAAUAUUAUAUAUCUUGAAAAUGAAUAAUUUGUGUGGUACACCCAACCCUGAAAUGGGAAUAUAGUCCAUUGGCAAUUAUCAUACUCUUGGUCCAGCUUACAAUAGUAUAAUGAACAAUUCAAAUUAAAAAGUUAUGAAAAAUUUUACAAUUAAAAUUCUUGAUCUUGACUAACUACAAUUAAUUUCAUCACCAAAUAAUAGUUAAAAAAUAUUAAUUUGGAAACUAUUAGCCCAUAAUAUAGUAAUGAUGAUGUAUGUGGCCCUGUUGGUGAUUGGCAAUACUCUAGGUCUUAUAUUACCUACUCAUUAAUUAAGCUUGAGUACGUUUGAAUAUUUGGAGUCAUAACACUUACUAAGAUUAGAACAAAGAAUAAAAAUCAGACAUGAAUCGUGCAUACAUGAUAACCUUAUUUUGGAAAAACAAAGUUUUUACAACACUUAAUCUCAAAUAGAAAAAGACCAGAUAAUUAGUUCAAUUAUCGUCCGAUAGUUAUUAACACAAAUCCUCAAACGAUAACUAAAUUUUUUUGUGCGAGAUUAACAAUUCGACAUAUAAUAAAAGUACAAUAUACGAUACAAUCAUCUUAUCUAUUAUAAUAUAACGAUAAUAUUGUGCCGACUUCAUCACUAAUACAUAAUCUAUCUAAUAUAACCAACUAAUACAAUGCGACCAAGUGUUAGUAGUCGUAUUUUGGCACUUUCUCUUUUCGUUUUCACGGAAAAUAAAUAUGGAAGCAAAGAAAAUAAACCCAUGCACGAUAAUAACAAUAUUUUUCCCGGUGUCAUACCUUGGCUGCAUUUUUGCGUUUGGAAAUGGAUAUUUUCUAGGCAACCAAACCGAACCUUAUAUUAUAUGAAAACGAAGGUCAUGAAUAGGAAACCACCCUUGUGAGAAGAACUAGGCAACAACCAAGCAUAGGAAGAACCACCAAACUACCAACUAACCCAGAAACAGACAAACAAAUAGAAAUUAUUGUCGAAUAAUAUUAGGUACACACUGGAAAUUGUGUUCAUAUAUAUGAAUUCUAGUUAGUUGUAGUAGGUUUUCCAUCCAUGUAAAAGAAAAAACAUGUGUUUUGGUAACUAUUUAUGUUGAAAAAUCAUGUUAUUAAGAUGCGGUCGUAUGACAAUUUCGCGGAUCAACGUUCCGACUCAAUAACAAAAAAAUACAUGUAUUAUGUUGUUUGUUGUGGGUGUCUUUUGUCGUAAGUGUUUGCUUGAAUUUGUUACUACUGCAUCUCAUCUCUGUUGAGAGAGUAAGUCUACUUGACUUGCAUGUCACCUACGUUUUAAAAAUUGAUCUUAUACUGCUCAAUCCAACCUAACUAUUCAUGAUAAAAAAUCAUGUUAGGAUGUGGUCGUAUGACAAUUUCGGCAAAUCAAUGUUCCGACUCAAUAACAAAAAAAAAAUCUUUGAAUUUGAAGCGGAGGCUUAUAACAUAUAAAUGUACUAUAUUGUUCACCGCGGGUGUCUUUUGUCGUAAGUGUUUGCUUGAAUUUGUUACUACUGCAGCUCAUCUCUGCUGAGAGAGCAAGUCUACUUGACUUGCAUGUCACCUACGUUUUGAAAAUUGAUCUUAUACUGCUCAAUCCAACCUAAAUUUCAAAUCAUGAGUUCACGAUGAGGGAGAUUGAUGAUGACGGUAUUAGGAGGGAGAUUGAUGAUGACGGUAUUAGGAGUCGUAUCUAGAGAUAAUAAAAUGUUGAGCAUAUAUGAGUAUAUGACUAUGUAAACAUUACGUACAUGCUUACUAGACAUAAACGAACACCGCUAGCAAUUAACUCAACAUGGUUUUGUAACCAAUAAAACUAGACUCGUUGAGACUAGACCGGACUAAUCAAGUAUUUGCUUAAAAUUUUAAUUAAGAAAUUCUGUAAAAAACUUCUUUACAAAAUUUGCUUUCACUAAGUCACCUUUCAUAAUCUAAAUCCAGUUUACUUAAUACUCACUGAUCACAACUAAUUUUCAACGAGAACCUGUCACCAUCUCAAUCUAAUCUUUUUUAUGUGCCACAUGAAGCAAAAGAGAAAUCCGAAUGGGUAACUACUAACGCGUCGAUUGUGGGUGGCUACACGCUGGUCUUCCAUUCAGGGAAAACAAAGCCAAAAAUCAAAUAAAUAAUUAAUAGUCAUAAUCAAUCAAUUAUAUAAAAACAAAAAAACUUCGUUAGAGCAGUCAAGCAAUGCAGAGAAUUAUUAGCCGGAAAACCCCCCACCAGGAGGAAAGCAAGAAACUCUUUGCAAAAACCCAGAAACCAGAAUAAAGGAUUACCCACUUUCUCAAUCCUUCUAAAAACUCCAAUUCCUUUACCCACACAGAUUCUCCUUCUUGGGUUCUUCUUCUUCUUGCGUAAAGUUCCUUCCUUUCUGAUCUCCUAAAGAAAACCCUUCUCUGUCAGAAGCCAGAAUCGUUAAAAGGGGCUCACAGGGGUCAGAGAGGGAAGAAAGUUCUUGUGAAAACAGGGGAAAGGAAAAAUAAUGAACCAGAAAGCCAACGUUUCCAGGGAACUUAACGCCAAGCACAGUAAAAUAUUGGAAGGGCUGCUCAAAUUGCCUGAGAAUAGAGAAUGUGCUGACUGCAAAAGCAAAGGUCCGAGGUGGGCUAGUGUGAAUCUUGGAAUCUUCAUAUGUAUGCAAUGUUCUGGGAUUCAUAGAAGUCUUGGAGUACACAUAUCACAGGUAAGGUCUGCUACAUUAGACACAUGGCUGCCUGAGCAAAUUGCCUUUAUCCAAUCUAUGGGCAAUGAGAAAUCAAACAGUUACUGGGAAGCAGAGUUGCCUCCUAACCAUGACAGAGCUGGGAUUGAGAACUUCAUCAGAGCAAAGUAUGUGGAUAAACGAUGGAUUCCAAGGGACGGGAAAGCAAGAAUCUUGCCAUCAAAUGUGAAUGGAGAAAAGGGUUCGAUAGCUGGAGGAGCUAGUAGGAGUAAUGAGCAGAGACAGAUAACUAGAAGUGAUUAUGAUCGUGCUUCUAUGGACAGAAAGAUUGCCCCUCCACCCGUUACUACCAAUGGAAGUAGUGUUCGUGUCUCCAAGAGUGUCAAUCUGGAGCCUGUUGCUGUUGCUGUUCCUCCCAAGAGUAGUCCUCCAGAGCCAGUUAAAGUAGUUCAGCAGCAGCAGAUUGCGGCUCAAACCCCAAAACCACAACAAUCUGUGAAGAACUCUGAACCAGCAGUAACAAAGCCAGCACUGCCGAAGAAGGAAACAAGUCAAACCCCACCUGCACCUGUACCAGCACCGACACCAGCACCAGCACCUAAAGUGGACUACGCAACUGAGCUUUUCAACUUGCUUUGCAUGGAUGGUUCCAGCUUAAAUGGCUCUAAUGCUCCGACAAGCAGUAACGCUUGGAGUACUACUGUAACCGAGAAAAAAGCAAUUGAAAAGCCCAGUAUGAUCAUUCCACUUCCCAUGCCUCAACAGCAUUUCCAACAACAACAGCAACAGCCAUUCCAAAUGCCUUACUCAGCAAAUUCCAAUGUAGGAUCCCAAGGUUUACCCACCAAUGGGAAUACAAUGAAUUCAAAUGGGGUUCAGUUUUCCCAACAUAACUGGCAAGGAACAACUGGUCACCAAGCUCCUGCAAGCACAUCGAUUCCCAUGGCUGCUUAUCAUCCUGGAAAAUAUAAUCAGACUGGAAACAACCCACAGAUGCAUCCAAUAGCAAAUGCAUAUCCUAUCCCAAUGUCAAGUAUAUACGGGCAAGGGCCGGUUGCUCCCAUGAAUGGCGUGGCAAUGCAUCAUCAUCAUCAUUAUCCAGCUGCUGCUCCUCAACCAUAUCCAGUUGCUGUAGUAAAUCAGCCUCAGGGACAAUAUUAUGAUUUAUUGAGCUUCACGCCAGGUGUAUAUCGGACAUGGUGAAACAGAGAAUUGCUCUCUGUUUUCUUUUUCCUUGGACCUAAACACAUUUACCUGCAACUUGUAGACGUAGUUUUGUGCAAAAUAUUUAUUGGAAAUAAUAGAAAGAAAUUGGUUUCCAUUUCUUUUCGGAGCAGACUUCGAUUUGGUUCAAUAAAGAAAAAAAAAAGCUAAAUAAGAUAGGAAUGUUAGGUCGAGGUUUACGACGAGAGCAAAUGCGAUACAUAAAUAGCCUAAGAAAGAGUAUCCGAAUGAAGAAAAAAUGUUAUUUCCAGAUAUUUUAAUUAUUCAAAUUCGAAGUAAUUUCCUCUUUUUAACGAAUGCUCAAAAGUGCCUCUUCAAAUCAAAUUCAGAUUUCAAGAUGACGAAAUUCUGAUUAGUUGAUAAUAUUAUUUGAUAACUUCCUGAAAAAAGAUUCUUCUAAUUUGAGUCUAUAAAAAAAAUAUUACCAGAUCGUAUUCAUAUUCAAUGUAAAAUAAAUAAGCGUAUUAAUACCAUUAUGAUGUUAUCAUUACGAAUUGGUGAUCAAAAUAGUAUAUUUGCUAAAUACAUGUUCCAAUAAAUUUUUUUUUUGCAUCAAAUGGAGGCUUUUAAGCCAAGAAAGAGACAUGUUCCAAUAAAUAAAAGCCACUGCUGCAAGAUCACAUUGCAUGCACCAAACUGAUAUAAUGCAAAUUAAAAUGGGUUUGGGCUUUAUAGGGUGGAUCCAGGCUACUAAGAGAGAGGAUCAAAUUGUGCUUCUGGGCCUAGAUCUAAGUUUUAACUGGGCUAAUCAACCCAAAGAAACUAAAACCAACCUGACAAUGUCAUGACAGACAGCUAAAUUGGAAAGAUUCCAUAUGCAAGCUGCUGAUAGAUUCAGUAGUCCACACAAACUCUGGUUUAUUUAGAGAUACAACCCAUUUAAUUACCCUCCACACAAUUUUGACUAUUUAUUUAAAAUAGUUGUCAUAUCUCGAUAACGAUAUCAGUUGAUUUGGAAUCUUUUAUACCAUAUGAGCCUGAAAACAAACUAGUCCUAUUAUAUGCAAGCCAUACAAAGGAAUUUAAAAAAAAAUUAUAUACUCUAACAAUACUAGAAAAGCAGAUAAAGUGUAGUAUGACGAUACCUAAGACACCAUUACAACUCCAAACAACGCAAUUUGAGUCAUUCAAAAAACGUUUGCUGACAAUCUAUUUUUGUACAUUAGUUUUGCAGUAGAAGCAACUUUCUUAUACAUAAAUAAUCUUGUAAGUUUUGAACAAUUUGUACUUAAAUUUGUGUCUCGCUUUACUUUGGUGUUCCUUCCCCUUUAGACCGUACAUAUGACCUCAAUCUCACCCCAUAUUAGUUGACACUUGGCAGUGGUCGAAAUCUAGAAAUAUCUAUCUAUCUAUUAUCUUCUAUUUGUUUAACCUCUAAGCAAACAAAUGUUUUGGUCUAGGUUGGUAAAUAUCUUUGCUUUGAUAAAAUCAUUAGAUGGAAAACGAGAAAGCUUGAUGAUUCCCAUUUUCAUACACCAAAGAAAACAACAACAACAACAACACACAAAAAAAAAAAGUUAAUUAAUUAAAGAUAAGUUAGAUU